Messenger RNA from Arachis duranensis, 894 nucleotides. RefSeq lists its product as uncharacterized. Bases 1 to 894 code for a protein of 297 amino acids. The transcript has a single exon. Lineage: Eukaryota; Viridiplantae; Streptophyta; Magnoliopsida; Fabales; Fabaceae. The record is from RefSeq and is a predicted model, not a curated record.
AUGUUGAAUCCUUUUACUAAAUCUCAUCUUGAUCUUCCUCCAAUUUCAACUUUUCCAGAUGUGGUUCGUUAUCACCGUGACUGGUGGCACGUGGGUGAAUAUGUUCUGGUGGAACUUAGUGACGGUUCGAUCUAUACUAUUGACGCCAUUAGUUUUCAUAAGUAUGAGAUUCAGAAGAUUGUGAUAUCCUCCCCUCCUGACAAUGACGACUUCCUGGCAGUGGCUAUAUAUAAAGAGUGCGGCAAGUUGGCCGUUAGUAAACUGAAUGACAAGAGAUGGACACAUAUUCCAACUGAACAGAUGUCGACAUUUUUUCAAGAUGUCAUAUUUUUCCAAGACAAGAUAUACGCCUUAGACGAUGAUACAAGUCUGUAUGAGUUUGAUAAGAAGGUCAUUAUGGACGAACUAGGGAAGAAGCCCCGGCCUCAACUAGUACCGCUACUGACCUCCAUUGGAGGAAUAUGUGAACCCCCACCUCCGGCAAAACUGGCCACGCACUAUAAUUGCAGCAUGAACAAGUAUGUGAUUGGUUGUGUUGAUGGCAGUUUGUUAAUGAUAGUUAAACAUAAUGAUUGGGCUAUGGAAAUGCUACACGUCUGCAAUAAAUUUGAUGUGUUCAAGUUGAACAAGAAUUCAAAAGAAUGGUCAAGAAUGCAUAGUUUAGAAGAUUAUGCAGUAAUGAUUGGAUAUAAUUCGUCUGUUCAGAUGUUUCCUGGCAAAUCCCCAUAUUGCAAGGGAAAUCAUAUAUAUUACACAGACAACCAAGUGGUGUUGCACACUCUAGGCAAACCCAGCCUGCAAGAUAUGGGCAUCUUAAACUUAGAAGAUACAAACACCAACGAAAUACUACCAAAUGUGGAAUGGGUGUGUCCUCCAACUUGGUUGUUACCCUAA